AUCAAGCUGAUUUGUGAAGUUGUUGCCCGGAAAUUUUAUCUGAUAAAAACCUGGACAUUAUUGGUCAGUGGCAUACGGAGUCAUCAAUUCAGAGAACAAAAACCCUUUAUUGGCUAUCAAUUUGAUGACAAACUUGUAGCAAAGAUUUGCAUCAAAAUGUGGCCUGAAUUUACACUCCUGGAACCUCUGGCUGUAAUUCAUAAAUUCUGA
Messenger RNA from Racocetra fulgida, 210 nucleotides. The record is from the annotation of a GenBank genome assembly. NCBI's taxonomy places the organism in Eukaryota, Fungi, Glomeromycota, Glomeromycetes, Diversisporales, Gigasporaceae.